UUAAGUUGAAAGGAAAUGUAGGUGUGGUCCUUGUGGAGAAAUCCUUCAUGCUUGUCUUGAUCGUCACCGGCCUGUUUUCCACAUCUGAUUGACAUGCUUGAGACAAGUCCGUUUGAGUGAUCCUUGUAAGACACUGCUUGGUGUCCCAGGUUAAGAGUUUUGAGAAAUAAGAUUGAACCUUCUGAGAACAGGAGCAAAUUGCCUACUUCCCUAAGUAAAUUUGGUUAGACUAACUUCGUGAAGCACUUCAGAUAAUGCCUCUUGAACUAAUAAAAGAAGUCAAUGGGGUGCCCGAUAUGAAACUUCUAAGUAAAUUACACAAAAUAGAUUUCAGAGCCCUGCAGCCAGGUACUGAUUAUGAUCAGAAAUACAUCCAGGGAAAACUUUCACUUAUAUCUUCUUUAACUUAUGAAGGGAAUAAGCUAGCAACAUUGAAGAUUAAAUUGCAAGAAGAAGGAAAUUCAAAUACAGAGACUAACACCAUCAGUGUAAUAUUUUUGGGAAAAUUAGCAGAGAACUGUGCAAAAGUUUUCUAUGAAGGGGAUACCAUUGCAGUGACUAGUUUCAUCGUUUUGUCAGGAUCAUCUACAAGCAGUGAUGGAGAAAAGGACUUAUUUUUGAGAGCGUUUGAGGACUUAUCAACUGUUUAUGUAUAUGUUAAGGCUGUAAGAGAUUUUUCAACAGAAUCUAUGUCUUUGGUACCAUCAACACAUUAUGUAUAUACACCCCUGAAUAAGCUGAAGGGUGGUAUGAUUGUGAAUGUCUAUGGUGUUGUGAAAUUCUUUAAGCCUCCAUAUUUGAGCAAAGGAACUGAUUAUUGCUCAGUUAUAACAAUUGUGGACCAGACAAAUGUCAAGUUAACUUGCCUGCUUUUUAGUCGAAAAUAUGAAGCCCUUCCAGUAGUUUAUAAAAAUGGAGACAUUGUUCGCUUUCACAGGCUAAAGGUCCAAGUAUAUAAAAAUGAGACUCAAGCUAUAACCAGUGCUGGCUUUGCAUCUUUGACUUUCGAGGGGACUUUGGGUGCUCCUGUCAGACCCCGCACUUCAAGCAAGUAUUUUAACUUCACUACUGAGGACCACAAAAUGGUGGAAGCAUUACGUGUUUGGGCAUCUAUUAAUAUUUCACCUUCUUUGGCAUUUGUAAAAUUAUGUGAUGUUCAGCCAAUGCAGUAUUUUGACCUAACUUGUCAACUCCUGGGCAAAGCCGAAGUGGAUGGAGCUUCAUUUCUUCUAAAGGUUUGGGAUGGCACGAAGACACCCUUCCCAUCUUGGAGAGUAUUAAUACAAGACAAUGUUCUUCUUGGUGACUUAAGUCAUAUCCAACAGCUGCAGAAUCUUACCGUAGACAUUGUAGUCUAUGAUAAUCAUGUUCAAGUGGCAAAGUCUCUCAAGGUUGGAAGCUUCCUUAGAAUCUAUAGCCUCCAUACCAAGCUUCAAUCAGCAAAUUUGGAGAACCAGGCAACAUUUUUAGCACUAGAAUUUCAUCUCCAUGGAGGAACCAGUUAUGGUCGAGGAAUCAGAGUCCUGCCAGAAAGUAACUCUGAUGUGGAUGAACUAAAAAAGGUUUUAGAAUCUGCAUAUUUAACAGCCAAUCAGUGUUCAGAUGGUGUCUGUCAACCAGAACAGGAGGACAGCUUUCCUACUAUUUCAAGUUCUGGAUCCGUUUCACUCUAUGAAGUUGAAAGGUGUCAGCAGUUGUCAGCUACCAUUCUUACAGAGCAUCAACAUUUGGAGAAAACCCCACUAUGUGCUAUCUUAAAACAAAAAGCACCACAGCAAUAUCGUAUACGAGCAAAAUUAAGGUCAUAUAAGCCCAGAAGACUCUUUCAAUCUGUUAAGCUUUAUUGUUCUAAAUGUCAUUCACUGCAAGAAGUUCCAGAUGAGGAUAAUUUGGAUAUUAUUUUGCAAGAAGGUACAACUAAAACACCAGAUUCCAAACUACAAAAUCUACCAUUGUAUGAUUCAAAAAUCUGGACUACUAAAGAUCAAGAACGAACAGUAGUUGUUCAUUUUGUGAAGAACAAUGGUAUUCUCCCACUGUCAAAUGACUGCCUAAUUUUGAUAGAAGGUGGCACAUUUAGUGAAAUCUGCAGACUCUCAAAUAAUUUUCAUAGUGUAAUUCCAGUGACAUCUGGCAAUAAAGAUCUAGAAGUUCUCAACCUUUCAGCACCGUUUCUUAUACAAGGGAAAAUACAUCACUAUGGGUGCAAACAGUGUUCCAAUUUGAGGCCUAUACAGAAUCUAAAUUCCAUUGUUGAUAAAAUGUCUUGGAUUCCUUCUUCUGUAGCAGAAGUACUGGGUAUUAUACCCCUCCAAUAUGUGUUUGUGUUGACAUUUACUCUUGAUGAUGGGACUGGAGUACUAGAAGCACAUCUCAUGGAUUCUGAGAAGUUCUUCCAGAUUCCAGCCUCAGAAAUUCUAACCAGUGAUGACCUUCAGCAAAGUAUGGAUAUGAUCAUGGAUAUGUUUUGUCCCCCAGGAAGAAAAAUUGAUGGAUAUCCAUGGUUAGAGUGUUUCAUCAAGUCAUAUAACGUCACAAGUGGAACCGAACAGCAAAUUUGCUAUCAGAUUUUUGACACUACAAUUGCAGAUGAUGUUAUUUAAUACUUAUUGUCAUUCAGCUUUGUAUAUAUAAGUCACUGUAGUUUUAGGAAACAAUAAAUUUAUUACACAAUUGAUAUACAA
Suncus etruscus (white-toothed pygmy shrew) is the source of this 2684-nucleotide messenger RNA. It is a transcript of the gene POT1, whose product is annotated as protection of telomeres 1. Lineage: Eukaryota; Metazoa; Chordata; Mammalia; Eulipotyphla; Soricidae. Bases 255 to 2603 code for a protein of 782 amino acids. Gene Ontology annotation, molecular function: G-rich strand telomeric DNA binding; telomerase inhibitor activity. The record is from RefSeq and is a predicted model, not a curated record. Gene Ontology annotation, cellular component: chromosome, telomeric region; nuclear telomere cap complex. The transcript has 20 exons. Gene Ontology annotation, biological process: telomere capping; regulation of telomere maintenance via telomerase.